Molecule: messenger RNA, 662 nt
Organism: Homalodisca vitripennis (glassy-winged sharpshooter)
Lineage: Eukaryota; Metazoa; Arthropoda; Insecta; Hemiptera; Cicadellidae
Product: protein new-glue 1-like
Exons: 2
Coding region: 202-543 (113 amino acids)
Source: RefSeq, a predicted model, not a curated record
UUCUGCUUCCUUCACAAUCCUUCCACUGUCUAAAACAAACCUCAAACAAAGAAGCCUAUUGUUUGUUGGUUAAUUAAUUAAAAACACAUUACAGUAUGCAUGUUAUAAUUCGUUAGAGGUUAGUCACGAAGUAAGCUACAACUAUAAAACUGUGAGGAGUGUGCACGGCGUCUCUCCAGACGAGAUUGCUGUACCGACGAGAUGACUGCUGCCCACGUGACUCUCUGUCUGGUGUCUCUUGUACUCCUAUCUGCCGCUCUUCACGUAGCAGCACAAACUAACACAUCUACUACAUCUACUACUGCCUCUACUACUGAACCUACGACUACCAGUUCUGCACCUACGACUCCCACUUUCGCACCUACGACUACCAGUUCUGCACCUAUGACUACCGCUACAAGUACAGGAGAGAAUCAACCUAUUGUCUGCGGACGGAAAAAUAACAAGCAUGAAGCAUUAUGCCGCAAAAUGUGUUCUUCUGAUGGCUGGAAACACGGCAAAUGUGUGAACAGAAAAUGUACCUGCAGCGAACAAAAACUAUAGCUUACAUCUCACCCAUUGCGAUCUCUUUUUUGUACUCGUAUUAUCAUUUUCUAACAGUUUAAAUCUUUAUUUUAUUUUAUUCUAAUGUAAGCACUGGUUUAUAUCAAUACAUGUUUAGA